Messenger RNA from Rotaria sp. Silwood1, 279 nucleotides. NCBI's taxonomy places the organism in Eukaryota, Metazoa, Rotifera, Eurotatoria, Philodinida, Philodinidae. The record is from the annotation of a GenBank genome assembly.
AUGCCCCAAAACGGUUCAUGUACUGAUAUAACAUGUGAUAAUGAAAUCAAAGAAUUAUAUGAAUGUCAUUGUUGUUUAUAUCAUUUGAUUGAACAUGUUGAAAUAGCAAAAACAAUAGAAAUUCUUGAAGAAAAACAAUUAACUAUUGAACGUGAACAAAAUUUACUUGAACAAGCAAAACAAUUUCUUGAUGAAUCCAAUAUUUCAAUCGAUAAACUAGACAACAUUUUUGAAAAAAUUUAUCAAGUCAUAACAUCAAAUUGUUCAAGUAAAAACUAA